This is a messenger RNA of Ctenopharyngodon idella (grass carp), 2915 nucleotides long. Its product is annotated as EGF-containing fibulin-like extracellular matrix protein 2. The transcript is spliced from 11 exons. Bases 934 to 2250 code for a protein of 438 amino acids. The record is from RefSeq and is a predicted model, not a curated record. Gene Ontology annotation, molecular function: calcium ion binding. Lineage: Eukaryota; Metazoa; Chordata; Actinopteri; Cypriniformes; Xenocyprididae.
UGGAGACACUUUUACUACCUUAUAAAAGGCCAGAGCUGGGACAGCUGUCACCCCUUACAAAUGGUCACGGAAAUUUCCUCUGAAUUUCUGCAGAAAAGUCCUCAUGGGAACUUUCCCUGGCACUCCUGCUGUUUCUGAAAGUAGGCUAUCUCUGUUGUUUCCAUCAAAGCCAUUGUCUUAAUGAAGACACAUGAUGUUCCUGGCACCGAGUAGUGUGUUACAGUUAAAUUGGGAGACCUUGCCUUUUUUUGGCCUGUUAAUUUGUGUCUGCAUUCCUUUUUGACAUCCCCCAGUAAAUAUCCAGCAGUGUCAGACAGAAGCGAGUUUGAUCAGAAUGAAAGUUAACAAGGCAAAGUGUAUUAAAAAUGGGAAGUAAUUAAGGCCUAUGAAUUGCACAGGAUUUGCCUAAUAAAACCCAGGUGGAUUGUUUUGCCAGCGGACAAAACUAGAUUUUGGAUUUGGUCUGGAAACUAGGAGGGGGCUGGAGGAAAAACGAGGCAGGAGGGUGAAGGGUGUCAGAGAUGCAGGGGCUGUACUGGAGUGGGUGGAGGGGAAAAAGUGGGCCGUCCUAAGCUUCUUUCAAUAGCAUUGCACCUUUCCUCACAUUCAUAAUACACAGCUGUCACGGCCCGGGUCCUGUCUGUGGUCAAAAACAUUCACUAAAUGCUGAGGGAGAGACUCCAUAGGCACAGAGAUAGAAGAACAACACGACUUCUGCCGGACAGAUCAAGUGAAGUCUCACCCCCACCUGUCUGUCUACCCCCAUCUUGUAUUCCCAGAGGAGACGACGGGAACUGAACAGACCUCCUUGCACAUCUGUUAUCUCUCUUAUUGGGUCUCUUUGGAGUGAGAGCGUGCCUUAACGACAUCUCUACAUUUGUUCAUCCAUCCAGCUGUGUGUGUGGCAGUGAGAGUGUCCUGUACCCUGUAACUAUGAAAACCACAUAUGUGCUACUUUGUGUGGGUCUGUUUGUUCUUCCUGCUACAAUCUGUCAGUCUCCUGCUGAACGUGACUCUUACACAGAGUGUACAGAUGGCUAUGAGUGGGACGUGCAGACUCAACUCUGUCGAGACAUAAACGAGUGUGAUACUAUUCAGGGGGCAUGUCAGGGAGAGAUGAAAUGCUUUAAUCACUAUGGUGGUUACCUGUGCCUUCCUCGCUCCGCCUAUGUGGUCACCGCACCUGAGCCCUCCAGCCAAUCAGAGCCCAGUGUGCCUGUGAGGACAAGCGAGGCCUUUAACCCCUGUCCCGUAGGCUACAGGGCCCAAGGAGAUACCUGUGCAGACAUUGAUGAGUGUGAAUUGGACAUGCAUGACUGUCAGCCCAGCCAGCAGUGCAUCAACACCGUGGGUACCUACACCUGUCAGUGCCCUGACGGCUACAGCAAGAUUGGUAUAGAGUGUGUUGAUAUUGACGAGUGCAGGUACAGGUACUGUCAGCAUCGCUGCGUGAACGUGCCGGGAUCUUUCUCUUGUGAAUGUGAGCCUGGAUUCCAGCUGGCAGGAAACAACCGAUCCUGUGUUGAUGUAAAUGAGUGUGAGAUGGGAGCACCUUGUCAGCAAAGGUGUUACAACAGUUAUGGCACAUUCCUGUGUCGCUGUGAUCAGGGCUAUGACCUGGGACCUGAUGGAUACUCAUGCAAUGAUAUUGAUGAGUGCAGCUAUUCCAGUUUCCUUUGCCAGUUUCAGUGUGUGAAUGAGCCUGGAGCUUUUUCCUGUGUUUGUCCGGAUGGUUACGAGCUACUUGGAUCACGACUCUGUCAGGAUGUGAAUGAGUGUGAGACAGGCACUCAUCUGUGUGGGGAGAGACAGGUCUGUGUGAACAUCCAUGGUGGGCAUCAGUGCGUGGACUACAACCGCUGCCAGGACCCCUACACCCAGGUCUCAGAGAAUCGUUGUGUAUGUCCAGUGGUGAAGUCAGAGUGUCGUGACAUGCCUUUCUCCAUUGUGCAUCGAUAUAUGAGCAUCACCUCUGAACGCUCAGUUCCCUCAGACAUCUUCCAGAUCCAGGCUACCAGCGUCUAUCCUGGAGCCAACAACUCCUUCCGCAUUCGUUCUGGAGACGAAAAUGGAGAAUUCUACAUACGGCAAAUCAACAACAUCAGUGCCAUGUUGGUUUUGGCCCGAGCAGUUACUGGACCGAAGGAGUACGUCCUCGAUUUGGAGAUGGUGUCUGUCAAUCCUCUCAUGAACUACCAGACCAGCUCUGUUCUUCGUCUCUCCGUUUAUGUUGGACCUCAUGCUUUCUGAGGAGAGAGAAAUGGAGGGAUAAACAUAGGAAAAACACUGAACGACAGAAGAAUUUUUAAUUCAGUUUAUUUCUACUUUCAUGUGUUAAAAAUUGGGAACACAAUUCCAGAACUCACCAGUCUUUUUUUGUGGCUGACUUUGGCCUGUGACUGCGGGCCUAUUCUGGGAAGUGCUAAAGUAUCUGAACAUUCAUUCCUCUCACUUUGUCACCGUGGACUCAUUCUCACACAUACAUGCAGCAUACAAGCACACACACAUAUCAGCUCCAGAUAUUUCAAAAAGAUACAUUGAGAUAUAAUUUCUUACUAGUACUAGUUUUGCUAACAAAGUCCCACAAUAGAUAUUUACAGUAUAAUUAUAUCUAUCCUACAUAUAACACACAUUACAAAGAACCUUUGUAAUUACACUGAUCGAGUGUAAUACUGUAUAAAAAACACAAACUAAAGGCAAUCAGGUCUCUCUGGGCCUUGAAUGAAACAUGAGGAGAACACAUUUCUAUGUAAAUAAUUUGUGAAACCUUUCUUAAGUAUAUUGUUGCAGUUUUUCUAAUGCUUAUUGAAUUCACUUCUCCUGCUUGUGUUUCCUCAAUUAGACUCCUUGAUACAAAAAUCAUUUUUCUUUGCAAUAUUACAUUGUUAAAGUAAAAAGUAAACACAUUAAAUAUC